CCCAGAAUGAUCGGCCCUGUUCUAAAUGGAUCAUUAAUUCCCUUCAUUUAAAGGACAUAUAAAAGAAGCAAAGGAAAGGGAAAAAAUGAAUGAGGAGACAUGAGGCCCUCACCCCAGGCAAACAGGCCAUUCUAUUAGCCUGACUAUGUGGGAGGGAGCAUUUCACUUUGUCCUUGUCAAGGUUAGGGACCUGUUAAAAAAAGAGAUAGAGAGAGAGAAUUUUCCUUUAGAGAACAAGCAGGUGAUGCAUCCCUAAAAAAUGAAGAGGGGUAUGAACAAAGAAAAAACAUGCUGAGAUUUAACUGUCAUAUUCUGAACUGUGACAAAGGCUUUGGUUGCAGAUUGUGUUGAAUUUACAAAUGUGCAUCAAUUUGUAAAUUGUAUAUUUCUGCACUCGGUGAAUGUACAUCAUUUAAAAACUCACUCUCUAUUUAUCUAUCUAUCUAUCUAUCUACAUUUACAUUUAUUCAUUUAGCAGACGCUUUUAUCCAAAGCGACUUACAAAUGAGAAAAUUCAAGCAAAGCGAUAUCAAGCAGAGAACAAUACAAGUAGUGCUACCAUACAAGAUCCAUUAAUUGACUUCCAGAAGAAGCCAAGUGUGCAGAGAAGAGGUGUAAGUGCCAGAGUAAGUUUUUAUUUUUUUUAUUUUUUUUAUUGAUGAUUUUUUAGGGGUUGGUUAGGUGUUCACGGAAGAGGUGGGUCUUUAGCUGUUUCUUGAAGAUGUUCUGCGGUCCAGAUUUAGGUUGAAAGUUCAUUCCAUCACUGAGGAACAGUUAGUUUGAAGGUUCUUGAAAGGGACCUUGAGUAACGCUGAGUAGGUAUUACUCAACGUCGGUCGUUGAUUGAUCGCAGAUCUAUCUAUCUAUCUAUCUGUCUGUCUGUCUGUCUGUCUAUCAGCAUUACAGUGGCAAAUUACCACAUCAGUGACCCUACAGAUGAGUGUAUUUUUAUAUUCUUAUGAGUUUCUAUUGAACAAGAGCAUAGAGAAAGGAAAGGGGAGUUCAUAUACUUGAAGUAGUAAAGCAUGCAAUAAUGACAAAUCAUAUUAAAUUGAACCAAGUAAGUAAAGUAUAUAAGAUAGAUGGAUAUAUUUAAGAAAGGAUAAUGUCACAAGCCAAAAGAGAAAGAUAGCAAGUUAGCUAGCUGCCUCACCUCAGUUCAACUGUUAUUGAGACUUUGAAGGCAAUGAACUUGCCUCUGGCAUGUGUUUUGUGCGUAGGAUAGAUGGAAUUAUUUUGCGUUGGAGAGAUCCAACAAAUAACUGCUUUUAUAUAUCUCUCAUGGUCUGCUAAUCUGAAGUGCUAGCUGAAGUGCUAGCUUGUAAAUAUACAUAGCGUUACCCAUUGCUCCCCUUUCCCGGAAGGGGAAAAAAAGGUGAAAUUUCCACUUCAUUAUUUUUUUCUUCUUUGUGUAUCAAUAAUGAAACAUGAUUUUUUAUUUUUUUUUUUUCUGAAUAUGCCAACAUGGACCUGGUGUUGCAUUUUUGCAGAGAGAAUUAUUCAAUAUGGACCUGUUUUCACCCAAGAGCCUAGUGACAGUGUUUUUCCGCUGAGCACUGAAGACCCCAAGAUAUUCAUCAACUGCAAAGCCAAAGGAAAUCCGCUGCCCCAUUACAGGUGGAAAUUCAACGGAAAAGAUUUCGACACUUACACUGAUUUGAACUACAGCCUAGUAGAGGGCAACCUCUUGAUCAAUAACCCACAGGCGAUGAAAGACGGAGGAUCUUACCAGUGUAUUGCCACUAAUGCCUUUGGAACCAUCCUGAGCCGCAAGGCCAAAGUGGAGUUUGCCUAUCUUCAGAAUUUCACUAGCAAGGCCAGAAAUGCAGUCUCAGUAAGAGAAGGCCAGGCUGUUGUGCUUCUGUGUGGCCCACCACUCCAUUUUGGAGAGGUUAGAUAUUCAUGGAUCUUCAAUGGUAAUCCCAGUGUCCUCAUCCAGGAUAAUCGGCGCUUUGUGUCCCAGAGGACAGGGAACCUGUACAUCGCCAAAAUGGAGCCAUCUGAUGCGGGCAACUAUACGUGUGUGGUAAAGAACUUGAUGACCAAUAGCACCGUGUACAGCUCGCCCACUCCUGUGGUGCUGCGCCAGGAUGAUGUGAUGGGUGAAUACGAGCCUAAAAUUGAAGUCCAGUUUGAAGAAAUGCUGCAUGUCGUCAGAGGAUCGUCGGUUAGACUGGAGUGCUUCGCUCUAGGAAAUCCAGUGCCGUCUAUCUCUUGGAGAAGAGCAGACAGAAGCCCUUUUCCUGGAAAGAUGAAAAUCAAUCAAUCAAAUGGCGUCCUAGAGAUCCCUUAUUUCCGGCCUGAGGAUGCUGGCUUUUAUGAAUGUGUGGCAGAGAACUCCAGAGGCCACAGUAUUGCAAAAGGACAACUCAUAUUUGAUGAUGUGGAACAUCUGCAUUGGGUCCAGACACUGCAUGAUGCCUACAUGGCCAUAGAUGCCAAUUUGCACUGGGAGUGCAGGGCUAAUGGGAAACCCCAGCCGGUGUACAGAUGGCUUAAAAAUGGACAGGUCAUGGUGUCUAAGGACAGAAUCCGCAUUAAUGGAGGCAAGCUCAUGCUCUUGAAAGUUAACCUAGAGGAUUCGGGGAUGUAUCAGUGUUUGGCCGAGAAUGAGCAUAGUGUCGUUUAUGCCAGUGCCGAACUCAAAGUUGUAGCUUUUCCUCCAGACUUUUCUAAAAGUCCAGUGAAGAAGUCCACGUUGGUUCAAAAAGGAGGUGAAGUCAUCAUUGAAUGCCGGCCACAUGCAUCCCCCAAGGCAUCCUUCUCAUGGAGGAAAGAAGGUGAUCUGCUGAAAAACAGUGAGAGAAGGACAAUCUCAGAGGAUGGCACUCUGCGUAUUACCAAUGUGAGUGAGUCAGAUGCAGGUAGAUACACAUGUGUGGCGCACAACCUGUUCGGCGUGGCCAGGAGCACAGGAACACUGAUGGUCAAAGAACCAACCAAAAUUACAGUUCCUCCACUAAGUAUGGAUGCCAGUUUGGGUGAGAGCAUUGUUCUGUCAUGUAGGGUGUCCAGAGACUCCAACAUGGACCUCAUCUUCAAGUGGUUCUUCAACGGGAAACUUGUUGAUUUCAGCCGCCAUGAACACUUUGAGAUGAUUGGAGGGGGAGUAUCCGGUGACAUCAUGGUACGUAAUGUUCAGCUAAAACACUCUGGGAAAUAUGUGUGCAUGGUCCAUACAGCGAUGGACAGUGUCUCGGCUGCAGCUGAUUUGAUAGUCAGAGGGCCCCCUGGUUGCCCUGAGCGAGUUUUGGUGGGGGAAGUCACUGAACGGACAGUUCAGCUCUCAUGGCGUCCCAGUCCUGACAAUCAUAGCCCCAUCACAAAUUAUGUAGUGCAGGCCCGAAGUCAUUUCUUGAUUGGCUGGCAGGCUGUAAAAACAGUUCCUCAUGCUGUGCCUGGGCAGAUGACACAUGCUAUUGCAGUGGGCUUAAGCCCAUGGGUUCAGUACAAGUUUAGGGUGGCAGCCAUGAACAGUGUCGGCAUGGGUGAGCCCAGUGCCCCAUCUGAGGCUGUUCUCACUAAGGCAGCAGUUCCUGAGGUUGCUCCAACCAAUGUGAGAGGAGGUGGUGGAAGCCGCAGCGAACUGGUGAUUAUGUGGGAGCCUGUUCCAGAAGAACUACAGAAUGGAGAAGAAUUUGGAUAUGUGGUAGCCUUUCGUUUACUUGGUUCUCUGGUUUGGAUGCAGACCGUGGUGCCCUCAGUGGAUGCAUCCCGAUAUGUGUUUAAAAAUGACACCUUUCCUCCACUCUCACAGUUCGAGGUGAAGGUGGGAGAGUACAACAGCAUUGGAGAAGGACCCUAUAGCCCUAUAUCUGUUGUCUACUCAGCAGCGGAAGAACCCACUGUAGCCCCUACUAAAGUGUGGGCACAUAGUCUUUCCUUCUCAGAACUGCAGGUUUUCUGGGAUCCCAUCCUGCCAAACCAUAGCAAAUCCACAAUCUUAGGAUACCAGGUGCUGUUGUGGGAGGAGGGCUCAUUAGAGCGUGAGGCAAUGAAGGAAAGGGUCAUAAGAAGCCCAGCUUAUAUCACAGGCCUGAAGGGCAGCACGCUGUAUCUAAUCUCAGUCAGAGCUCACAACAGUGGUGGAAUUGGACCUACCAGUGCUGUCAUCAACAUGACAACAAAGAAACCGCCUCCAAGCCAGUCUCCAGGGAAUAUUGAGUGGAACUUGACAAACUCCAAGAUCUUUUUGCAUUGGCAGCAUGUAAAGGCAAUGGACAAUGAAUCUGAAGUAACAGGCUACAAGGUGAUGUACCGUCAAAACUGGCACAGAGGGACCAGCAUAGUGGAAACAAAUCAGACGUCAUUGGAGCUACAGGUUCCAUCAGAAGAUCUGCUUAUACAGAUCAAAACCUUAAGUGAUGGAGGAGAUGGCAGCUACAGCAGUCCUAUUCACAUACCAAAGAUGUCCAAUCUGAACUCAAGGGGCUACUUCAGCUCUGAUGCAAACAAGCUGGUCCAUAUCCACAAAGUAGCAUUUCUUAUGCUAGCAUGGCUAUUUCUGUAGAAUUUUUCCUUUUGAUUAGCAGAGUCUGAAAAGAAAAUCAAGAUGAAAAUUACGAGGAAUAUACACAAUGUGAAAGUAAUUUAUUUAUUUCAUGAGCUGAAGAAUGUUCAUAGAUACACAUAGCCGAAUAUGUUUUUUGUUAUUGGUUUGUUGCUGUUUUUUGUGUGUUUGUUUGUUUGUUUUAUUAUUGAUAUACUUGUGCUUUAUCUGUUUAGUUUUAUGCAAAAAGGGUGAACUGUUGGAGUGUUGCUUAGGUUUUAUUUGUCAGUUUCAACAUUUGAGAAAACUUAAAACUCACUUCUACUUUGAAAUCUAGUAUAUUUUGGGCUGAAAACAGCAUUUAAGAGAAUGCUGUAUUCUGUGAAGAAGUCCCCUGGCUCUUCAUUAGACUCUCACUGUUUGACUUAUAUACUACUUUCUUCUGUCAGUGUAGAUGUGUAAGUCUUUCUAAAAGAACAUGAAUGUGUUUUUCACACUGUUUGUCUUUGUCCUUAAACUGUUACAGAACGCCUGGUAAACGGAAUUAAUCAGACAUUUUGCCUUGAUUAUGCAAUUGAAGAUUGAAGUUUAGUGUGUGAGUGUGACAAUUUGUCAAACCAAAUUCUGUCAUAAUUUCUUUGUUAUUUUGUGAGAGUCACACUGCUAAUAAUAACAAGAAACCUUACCCUUAUUUUUAAUACACUCAUUUUCCCUGUUAUUAGGUGGUCUGGAGUAUGUAUGCUUGAA
Ictalurus furcatus (blue catfish) is the source of this 5236-nucleotide messenger RNA. RefSeq names its product contactin-4. Gene Ontology annotation, cellular component: axon; plasma membrane. Gene Ontology annotation, molecular function: protein binding. Lineage: Eukaryota; Metazoa; Chordata; Actinopteri; Siluriformes; Ictaluridae. The record is from RefSeq and is a predicted model, not a curated record. Bases 1421 to 4510 code for a protein of 1029 amino acids. The transcript has 21 exons. Gene Ontology annotation, biological process: cell-cell adhesion; axon guidance.